Messenger RNA from Lachancea thermotolerans CBS 6340, 1209 nucleotides. RefSeq names its product retrograde cargo receptor ERV46 (gene ERV46). Gene Ontology annotation, biological process: endoplasmic reticulum to Golgi vesicle-mediated transport; retrograde vesicle-mediated transport, Golgi to endoplasmic reticulum. The coding region runs from base 1 to 1209 and encodes 402 amino acids. Gene Ontology annotation, cellular component: endoplasmic reticulum membrane; endoplasmic reticulum; COPII-coated ER to Golgi transport vesicle. The transcript has a single exon. Lineage: Eukaryota; Fungi; Ascomycota; Saccharomycetes; Saccharomycetales; Saccharomycetaceae. The record is from RefSeq and is a predicted model, not a curated record.
AUGAAGAAGUCAAAGCUGUUAUCCAUUGAUGCGUUUGCCAAGACGGAGGAAGACGUCCGUAUAAGGACCAGAACCGGUGGACUUAUCACGCUAUCGUGUGUUGUUGUCACCUUUCUUCUUUUGCUAAGCGAAUGGUUUCAUUUGAAGGAAGUCGUAACUCGGCCCCAGCUUGUGGUCGAUAGGGACCGUCAUCUUAAGCUAGAUUUGAACAUGGAUAUAACCUUCCCUCACAUUCCCUGCUACCUGCUGAACAUGGACAUCAUGGACAGCGCAGGAGAAAUGCAGCUCGAAGUUCUCAACAAAGGUUGGAGUAAGACUCGUCUUGAUCCAUCAGGCCAAGUCUUGGACACCAAGCAGUUCAAGCCAGGGAAAGAUGUGGUGGAUUACGCUCCAGAAGACGAAAACUAUUGCGGUCCGUGCUAUGGGGCCCGAGACCAAUCUAAGAAUGAUGAGGUGAACGUAGAUGAAAGGGUAUGCUGCCAGACGUGUGACGAUGUCCGCGAAGCGUACGCAGAAAAGCAAUGGGCCUUCUUUGAUGGUAAGAACAUUGAGCAGUGUGAACGCGAAGGGUAUGUCGAGCAGGUCAAUGAGCACAUAGAAGAGGGGUGCAGAAUUAAAGGUAUGGCGAAGCUGAAUAGAAUUGGGGGCAAUCUUCAUUUUGCUCCAGGCAAGGGUUUUCAUAAUAUUAGAGGCCAUUUCCACGAUGCCUCGUUGUACCAGAACUCUCCAAGCUUGAAUUUUAACCAUAUCAUUCACCAUCUCAGCUUUGGCAAAGAGGUUGAAGACAUUACUGGCCAAGGUGCGUCUACUGCGCCUUUAGACGGUACUAAUGUUAGCCCUGAAUUUGAUACGCAUAAACAUCAGUUCUCGUACUUUGCCAAGAUUGUUCCAACUAGGUACGAGUACCUAAGCGGGGAGACGGUUGAGACCACCCAAUUUACCACCACAUACCACUCGAGACCCUUGAAGGGCGGUCGCGACUCCGAUCAUCCCACAACACUCCACUCUCAGGGUGGCUUUCCCAGCGUUUACUUCUACUUUGAGAUGUCUCCGCUCAAGGUGAUAAACAAGCAGCAGUAUGCACAAUCGUGGUCUGGCUUCUGGCUCAACUGCAUUACAAGUAUUGGAGGUGUCCUAGCCGUAGGAACAGUUCUGGAUAAAAUUACCUAUAAAGCUCAGAGGUCUAUGUGGGGCAAGAAGAGCACCUAA